Lepisosteus oculatus (spotted gar) is the source of this 4696-nucleotide messenger RNA. RefSeq names its product solute carrier family 7 member 14a (gene slc7a14a). Gene Ontology annotation, cellular component: plasma membrane. Lineage: Eukaryota; Metazoa; Chordata; Actinopteri; Semionotiformes; Lepisosteidae. Gene Ontology annotation, molecular function: amino acid transmembrane transporter activity. The record is from RefSeq and is a predicted model, not a curated record. Gene Ontology annotation, biological process: amino acid transport; transmembrane transport.
GCUCGAGCAAUACACCCUCGGUACUCCGCUGCAAAGACAUAAACCAGAUCAUACUAACCAGGGUAGCUGACAUCAGAACGUCGUUGACGUAUGCAGCUGUUGAAUGGGGGGCAUCUUGUUAAAUAAUGAAUUUGUCUCGGAUCACGUGAGAAAGCCUCUAAAUUAUUCAGGAUCUUUUUGCAUCCGCGAUCUCUCCCGACUGUAGCUGCCAUCCCCGGAUGCGGGCAAAUACCGCCUUGAAAAUGGAUCUUGACAAAAUCAUCGUAAUCCAUUAAUCCGUUGGGCGAAAAACAGAGCUGUCAUUAAAGAGAGGGACGGCCCAUCGCACCAUGCGGGUCCUAGCUGACGGGUGUCUCCUGUGAAAGUGAGGAAGUCGGAGGACCCUUCGCUCAGCAGCUCGUUUGACUCCAAGAGAGCGCCUCUCGUUUUCCUUUCGUAGUCGGCAGCGGAUAUCCACUCGGCUCUCCACUCCACUGCCCGCAACCCCCCCGUGUGCCUCCUGCCACUGGGGUAGAAAAUGAGCGGGGUUUUCGCCAAGCUGGACCCCCGGAGGAUCCAAUGGGGGGCCGCGUGGUACGCCUUCCACUCCCGCAUCCUGCGGACGAAGCCGGUGGAAUCGAUGCUGGACGGGGCGGGCGCCGGCGCGCCCCACAGCACCAAGCUGGCACGAGUGCUGACGACGGUGGACCUGGUGUCCCUGGGGGUGGGCAGCUGCGUGGGCACGGGGAUGUAUGUCGUUUCUGGCCUGGUGGCUAAGGAAAUGGCGGGGCCUGGAGUGAUCGUGUCCUUCAUCAUCGCCGCGGUGGCCUCCAUUCUGUCAGGUGUGUGCUACGCCGAGUUUGGCGUCCGCGUACCGAAGACGACGGGAUCCGCCUACACCUACAGCUAUGUGACCGUUGGGGAGUUUGUGGCGUUCUUCAUCGGCUGGAACCUCAUCCUGGAGUAUCUGAUUGGGACAGCGGCCGGCGCCAGCGCCCUGAGCAGCAUGUUUGACUCCCUGGCCAAUCACAGCAUCAGCCGCUUCAUGAUCAACAACGUCGGCACUCUGAAUGGGCUGGGUAAAGGAGAGGAGUCUUACCCUGACCUCUUAGCCCUGGUGAUCGCCAUUCUGGUGACGGUGAUUGUGGCGCUGGGGGUUAAGAACUCAGUUGGCUUCAACAACGUCCUCAACGUCAUCAACCUGGUGGUGUGGGUCUUCAUGAUGAUCGCUGGCUUCUUCUUUGUCAGCGGCUCAAACUGGGACAACGGCAGGUUCCUGCCUUAUGGCUGGUCAGGGGUUCUGCAAGGGGCAGCCACCUGCUUCUAUGCGUUCAUUGGGUUUGACAUCAUCGCUACCACAGGAGAGGAGGCCAAGAGUCCCAACACCUCCAUCCCCUAUGCCAUCACAGCUUCUCUUGUCACCUGUCUCACUGCUUAUGUCUCCGUGAGUGUGAUUCUGACUCUGAUGGUGCCCUACAAUGACAUUGAUGCUGAGUCCCCCCUCAUGGAGAUGUUUGUAGUCCAUGGUUUCCAGGCUGCCAAGUACAUUGUGGCUAUUGGCUCCAUCGCUGGGCUGACCGUCAGCUUGCUGGGCUCCCUGUUCCCCAUGCCCAGAGUCAUAUACGCUAUGGCAGGAGAUGGGUUGCUCUUCAGGUUCCUGGCUCACGUCAGCACUUACACAGAGACCCCCGCCGUGGCCUGCGUGGUUUCUGGAUUCCUAGCAGCUCUGCUGUCUUUGCUGGUGAGUUUGCGGGACCUGAUCGAGAUGAUGUCGAUCGGCACCCUGCUGGCCUACACCCUGGUGUCCGUGUGCGUGCUGCUGCUGCGCUACCAGCCGGAGAGCGACAUCGACGGCUUCGUCAAGUUCCUGUCGGAGGAGAACACCAAGAAGAAGGAGGGGAUCCUGGCCGAGUGCGAGAAAGAGAUCUGCUCUCCUGUCAGUGAGGGCGAGGAGUACGGAGGGCCACCCACCAACACCUGCGGGGCCAAGAACCUGCCCUCACUGGGAGACAACGAGAUGCUGAUUGGCAAGUCGGAUAAGUCUGCGUACAACGCCAACCACCCCAACUACGGGACCGUGGACAUGACCUCGGGGAUAGAAGCCGACGAGUCUGAGAACAUCUAUCUCAUCAAGCUCAAGAAGCUGAUCGGGCCCCGCUACUACACCCUAAGGAUCCGCUUGGGCCUCCCCAGCAAGAUGGACCGGCCCACUGCCGCCACGGGCCGUACCGUCACCACCUGUGUCUUGCUACUUUUUAUCCUCAUCUUCAUCUUCUGCUCCUUCAUCAUCUUUGGGGCUGACUACAUCUCGGAUCAGAGCUGGUGGGCCGUGCUCCUGGUAGUCCUCAUGGUCCUGCUCAUCUGCGCCCUGGUCUUUGUCAUCCUUCAGCAACCGGAGAAUCCCAAGAAGCUUCCCUACAUGGCUCCCUGUGUCCCCUUCGUCCCUGCCUUUGCUAUGCUUGUCAACAUUUACCUCAUGCUCAAACUCUCCAGCAUCACCUGGAUCCGCUUUGCAGUGUGGUGCUUUGUGGGUGUACUGAUAUACUUCGGCUAUGGUAUGUGGAACAGCACGCUGGAGAUCAGCGCCCGAGAAGAGAUUCUUCACCAGAGCACCUACCAACGCUAUGACAUGGAUGUGGACGACAGCUUCACUGUGGACGAUGGCUUCUCCUAUCCCCAGGAGGAGGGUGGGCAGUACCAGGACUGGGGUCCCUCUCAGGACAGGGGUUACCAGUACCAGCAGAAGGCCAUGCCUGACGCUGUAGAUCACAACAGGACCUCGCAAAGUAGUAAAUCUAAAAGCAAAGGGAAAUCCAGCAAGGGGUUUGAGGCCCUGAUCGCGGACGACGAGUUAGAUUACUCACCGGAAUGAGAAUGGAUCUGAAUGGAUCUGUUAAAGCAGAAACCCUUGGGCUAGAAUGUCAGCUUUCUAUUUUAAAGUGAUGUUGUCGUAUUUAAUUUCCAUUUUUUCGUCAUUAGUUUGUGCUAUUUAAGUGGCCUGCAUUUGCCACCUGGAAGGUCUAUUACUGAGUAACCACAAGAUAAGAAAAUGGGGUUGUAAAACAAAAUCAUUGUUGUUUAAAAACAAGAAGGGAUUAUUCAGGGAUUACUCAUUCUUUAAUUUAUGCUUUAGUCCAGGGAACCUUAGUUCUUGAAAACUUUGUGUAUAUCUGGAACAGUACAGGUUUGUAUUUUUCUGCUUAAUCUGGUGACUCAGAGUACUCUAGUAAGGAAUUUCCUCCAGGCUCUUCCUGUUCCUGUGACUGUCAUUGGCAGGAUACUCUUCCAGUGGUGGAAUCUGGGUGGUUUCCUGUUACAGUAUCUGGCUCAGGUACCUGUAGAAAACAAAUUGUCUGAAAGCAGACAGGUAAUGAACUUGCAUUAAUUGCAGUAGAUGUCAGAAUAUUGGGAACCUGAAUUAAGAAAGUGUAGCAGUCUACAGAUGUUGUAUGUGGAAUCAUGCAAUUUGUGGCAGGCUCAAGCAACAAACCUUAUUUUAUGAAAACUCAAGUUUUCAGAAACACAAAAUUUCAUUCUGACCGUAUAUAUUUUAAUUAGAGUUACAGAGUAUCCUGAACUUUGAAGAGGGUUAAACCUGCUCUGAUUACCCUUUGGAGAAUUACAUAUAUUUUCAUGUUUUACAACACUAAUCAUGCAGUUCCGGAAGUUUCAUGUGAUCCUUUUAAUAGAUGGUUACUUUAUGGUAGACAAUAUUUAGUGGAGAAACAACUGAUUGGAAUUUUGAAACACUUAAAGAAUGAAGAAGUUCAGAUUUUUCUUUGGCUUUUUUGUGCACCAAAAUAAGAACCCUAUAUAUUUUUUUCUUACUAUAAAGGAAAGUUAAAAUACUUUUCUUCUCCUGCCUUCACAUGAGAUCUAGCCCAAGGGUAUAUGUGAAAACAAAUAGUAAUUGGACUUUGCUUGCAAUAGUGCCUUCAUCUGUCAAAGUGUGCUUUAACUUGUUCCCAGUAUCCAUUAUAGAUUUCUUAUACUGUGUCAAGGGAAAAGGCAGGGGAGUCUAUCAGGUGUAAUUUUUGUACUGGUUUCUUUGUGCAGCUGUCUGUCAUGUAGUACCUCUCAUCUCUAGCUCUACAUCUGUAACAGUGAAUGAACUCAACCUUUGCAAGCAGGCUAUUCCAUGUAAUGUAUGUAAUCAAACCUACAUUUGCUUGUUGAUGUCCCCUCUUAAAUGAGUUAAAGAGAAAACAAAACCACACACAGAACAAACGGAAAGCAUGAAUGGGUACCCUUUUGCUUUUGCUGAAUGCUUUUUUGGAGUGCAGCGUCCUGUUGUACUUUCAUCUCUGUGGCUAAGGUGUUUUCCCAUCAGCCUCACCUACCUGUUUCUCUGUGUGUCAUGUCUGGCUCUCGGAGUUUGUGUGGUUCUGAGCAAGACCAGAUGAGGCCCUGAAGUGACUCUGAUGCACCACAACCCUGUCGUAGUCAGGGAAGCCUUAAGGAAUUCUAAUAUUUGAAGAGCACUACAUUCAUAUCACUAAUUUAUAUUCAUUACCCCAUAUACAUGUAGUACACAAUUUAAAACUACCCGGCACGUUUUUGCUAAAUGUUCACAUCCCACAGGAUACAUAGCAAGCUAUUGCAACACCUCAGUGUAGAAUGAACAGUCCCUGUUCCAUUUUUCAUUAGUAAAAGGAGAUGUUAUGUAACUGUUUUCAUAAGUCACAAUCAAUAUUAUAAAAUGUCUUUCUGAAGUACU